Molecule: messenger RNA, 1096 nt
Organism: Cercocebus atys (sooty mangabey)
Lineage: Eukaryota; Metazoa; Chordata; Mammalia; Primates; Cercopithecidae
Gene: TMEM41B
Product: transmembrane protein 41B
Exons: 6
Coding region: 332-910 (192 amino acids)
Cellular component (GO): endoplasmic reticulum membrane
Source: RefSeq, a predicted model, not a curated record
ACCCCGGCGCCAUGUGACUACCUCUUUCCCGUAGGUGGGGCGGGGCACUGAAAGGGGCGGUCCAGGACCCUGACUUGUCUCGCGGUUACUGGGCCGGCACGAGCGCGCGAGGCUCGGGGGCGGCACGGGGCGGGGUUUAGCCUGGGGCGGGUGCUGCGGGUGUUUGCAGGGCGUCGCUGUGCUAGCUAGGUUGAGGUCGUGCCGGGUGGGGCGGUCGCACCGGAAGUGGAUCUGGCCGUGGCGCUUCGGCGUAGUAAGGAGCCUGCGAUAGAAUUUUGUUGUUUAGGGGGCGCGGCACCGCACCGCUUCUUUCAGCUUCCUUGCAGCUGCCAUGGCGAAAGGCAGAGUCGCCGAACGCUCGCGGACGGGCGCUCACCACACGACCCCCGUGGGGGACGGGGCAGCGGAGACGCGGGGUCCCGCGGCGCCUGGCCGCAGAGAUCACCAGAAGGAAAAAUCCUGGGCAGAAGCUGGAUCAGCAAGAAUGUCACUCCUUAUAUUGGUGUCCAUUUUCUUAUCUGCAGCUUUUGUUAUGUUUUUGGUAUAUAAAAAUUUUCCUCAGCUUAGUGAAGAAGAAAGAGUGAAUAUGAAGGUUCCCAGAGAUAUGGAUGAUGCCAAGGCUCUAGGAAAAGUUUUAUCCAAAUAUAAGGACACCUUUUAUGUUCAAGUACUUGUAGCUUAUUUUGCUACAUAUAUUUUUUACCAGCUUGCAAACAUUUGCUAUUCCAGGCUCUAUAUUUCUCAGUAUACUUUCAGGGUUUCUUUAUCCCUUUCCACUGGCCUUAUUUCUUGUUUGUUUGUGUUCUGGACUUGGUGCCUCUUUUUGUUACAUGCUUUCCUAUUUAGUUGGGAGACCAGUUGUAUACAAAUACCUAACAGAGAAAGCAGUAAAAUGGUCACAGCAGGUUGACCGUCAUAGAGAACAUCUCAUUAACUACAUUAUAUUUUUGAGAAUAACACCAUUUCUGCCUAAUUGGUUUAUUAAUAUCACAUCUCCUGUGAUAAACGUGCCAUUGAAAGUUUUUUUUAUUGGUACUUUUCUAGGUAAGGCCUCUGGUUCUUGCCGUGUAUGAGCUCACUGUGUACAUAUCUAACA